CGGGGCAGAGCGGGGAAGAUCGGGGCAGGCACAGCCCAGCAGAGCGGAGCAGAGCGGGGCAGAGCGGGGCAGAGCGCACCAUUCAUCCCCAGCACGGCCGGGGGCAGACUCCAGUCCAGCUCCCGCACAAAUCUGCGCCGGGUUUGAAAAACCACUCGGACCUGCCGAAGUAAGACCUUGACAAGCACCACUGCCUUUUGAAUCGGAGUCUGCAGGUUUGCGGGGAGCAGGCUGAGGAGGGGCACGGGCAGGGAUGGCUCGCAGGGGGCCGGGUGCCCCGGGUGUGCCCUUAGCUUCAGACACGAGGAGAAAGCAGUGAGCAUCAGCAACAGCCCUUUGGACAACAGGCAACUCGGCAGAGGAUGUCCUAUCAAGAUGAAUAUGGCUCAUUCAAGAAUUAACUCUCUACUCAUCUUCUACCUCAGUUUUUUGCUGCUCAUCCAUUUAAAAAAAUCACUUUGCAUGAGGAAUGAUUCCAGGUGCCUGUCAAACUCUUGCCAAAUGAACUCUACAUGUGUUGAUGGUCAAAAAGACGACCCUUGCCUUUGUGCAGACGCAUUAGUAGACAGUGUGGAGGAACUCUGCAACAAAACCUCCAACCCUUGCUCCUCCAACCCUUGCCUCCAAAACGCUACCUGCCUGGGCUCUGCUGGAAACCUCAGCUUCACCUGCAAGUGCCCCGCUGGGUACGAUGGCCCCGCCUGUGAACGAGCUGACAGUGAGUGUGACAGCAACCCGUGUGAGCACGGAGGCACCUGCCAAAGCGGCCUGGCGGGGCCCACCUGCCUCUGCAGCGCUGGCUACACGGGCACGCUGUGCGAGAGGGACGUGGACGAGUGCAUCUCCGAGCCGUGCCGCAACGGGGCCCUGUGCCGGGACGGCGUGGACCACUACUCCUGCUACUGCGUGCCGGGCUACCAGGGCAAGCACUGCGACCUGGAAGUCAACGAGUGUGCCUCAGACCCCUGCCUGAACGGGGCCACGUGCCUCAACCAGAUAGGGCACUAUGACUGCAUCUGUCCCCUUGGCUUCACGGGUACGAACUGUGAGGUGGAAAUUGAUGAGUGCUUGUCCCAGCCUUGCCUGAAUGGGGGGACCUGCCACGAUUCCUUGGGGAGCUUCUCCUGCUCGUGCGCACAGGGCUUCCUCGGGGACCGCUGCGGCACUGACAUCGACGAGUGCUCCAGCCAGCCCUGCCUGCACGGGGGACACUGCACGGACGGGGCCAACGGGUACAGCUGCAACUGCACCGGGACUGGAUUUAUGGGCGUGCACUGCGAGACCCGCACUCCCUUGUGUUGGUCACAACCAUGCUACAACAACGCCACUUGUGAGGACCAUGCUGACAAUUACACGUGCCACUGUUGGCCAGGCUACGCGGGCUCCCGCUGCGAGGAGGACAUCGCUGAGUGCCGCAGCAGCCCCUGCCUCUCCGGCGCCGACUGCCUGGAGCGCUCCUGGGCCGGCCUCUACGGGCUCGUCCCAGGGCUGCCGCCGGCCUUCCGCUACGACCGGGCCGAGGGCUACAUCUGCCGCUGCCCGCCGGGCUUCGCCGGUACUCACUGUGAUGAAGACAUCAACGAAUGUUACACGAACCCUUGCCAAAAUGGUGGGAUCUGUGAGAAUUUUCCUGGAAAUUACACUUGCCAUUGCCCACCUGCAGACAAAGAAGGGAUUUUUUAUGGUGGCUGGAACUGUACAGAAGUUCUACAUGGCUGUACUGAUCAUCAAUGCCAAAACAAUGGAAUAUGCAUCCCACAUUUAAAAAAUGGCCAACACGGAUUCAGCUGCAUAUGUUCACCUGGGUAUACUGGAAUACACUGUGAAACCAUAACCACAUUUUCUUUUCAAGGAAAUAGUUUCCUUUUGUUGAAGAAUCCCCAGACACACAGAAAGGAUUUUUUCUAUAAUAUAAACCUAAGGUUUCAAACUGUGCAACCCACAGCUUUUCUGUUUCACCGAGGGGAGAAAAACACCUUUGCAAAGUUGGAAUUACUGAACGGCUACUUACACUUAUCCGUGCAAGUCAAUAAUCAGCCACAGGCUCUUUUGCAUAUUCCACAUAAUGUCAGUGAUGGAGAAUGGCAUUCAGUGGAGGUAACCUUGGCAAGAGCUGUUAUUCUUAAUUUGCUUGACAGCUCUUGUGUAGAGUCCUGUCUCAAUAAAACAUCUGCUAAGAUAGAUAACGAGCUGGUGAUGUUUGCGUUUCAGAGCACGUUUUUGGGCGGCUUACCAGUGGGGAACUCUCUACAGAACACCUUUAAUACACAUUCUGCACCUUCAUUUGUAGGCUGUCUUCAGGAUAUUGAGAUAGACUUGAAUGUUAUUACUCCAGAGAAUGUGUCAUCUGGGUCAUCUUUAAAUGUCAGGACAGGAUGUGCUAAAAGGGACUGGUGUGACCCCCACCCGUGCCAGAACAGGGGACGCUGCAUCAACCUGUGGCUGAGCUACCACUGCGACUGCUACCGGCCCUACGCAGGGCCAGACUGUGCAGCAGAGUACAUUCCAGGCCGGUUUGGAUCCGAGGACUCCUCAGGCUAUGCUGCUUUUCCUGUUGGUUCCACUCAGAAUGAGAUCUUCAUCAUAUCACUGUUUGUCCGAACACGCAAACCUUCUGGCUUGUUACUGGCUCUGAGAAAUAGCACUCACCUCUACAUAAGAGUCUAUUUGGAAGGUGGGAAACUCACCAUGCUAGCUCCAAAUUCCAUGAAGUUAUUAGGGAAACACUUGGUGAACGAUGGAAACUUUUACUUAAUAACCUUAAAAAUAGAACCAAAUAAGAUGGAGUUAUUCCAGUCCUCUCACUACCUAGGCUUUAUUUCUACUCCAGCUCUAACCAUCCAGAGUAAGGAUAUUCUUUACAUUGGAGGCCUACCAGAUAACAAAGAAACUGACACAAAUGGCAGGUAUUUCAAGGGCUGUAUCCAAGAUGUAAGAGUGAAUAACCAGCUGCUGGAAUUCUUCCCCAUCACCAAUCCACCGAAUACUCUUAUCAACCGAACUCUGAUCAAUGUCACCCAAGGCUGCACUGGUGACAACCUCUGCAAGUCCAACCCUUGCCACAACGGUGGUGUGUGCUAUUCAAUCUGGGAUGACUUCACUUGCACGUGCCCCCCUAACACAGUGGGGAAGGCAUGUGAGGAAGUUAAGUGGUGUGAGCUUGGGCCCUGUCCUCAUGAAGCACAAUGCCAGCUGGUGCACCAAGGAUUUGAAUGUCUCGCUAACGCAGUGUUCAGCGGCCGGAGCAGUGCGAUAUUUUACAGAAGCAACGGGAAAAUCAGCAGAGACCUCACCAAUAUCAUCUUUGGCUUUCGAACCAGGGACACUGACGUGAUCCUGCUGUAUGCGGAGAGGGAGCCUGAGUUUGUCAUCAUCAGCAUCCACAACUCCAAACUCCUGUUUCAAUUGCAAAGUGGCAACAGCUUCUACAGGCUGACCCUCGCGAGUUCAGUGCCUGUGAGCGAUGGCAAAUGGCACCGAGUGAUGGUCUCCAUGGUGGAGCCCCUGUCCCAGUCCUCCAGAUGGCACAUGGAUAUAGACAACAAGAAAGACACGGCAACCAGCACAGCUGCUGCAGGAAACCUCAAUUUUUUAAGAGAAGAGACAGACAUCUACGUGGCUGACAAGGCUUUUGACAGCCUGGAUGGCCUGCGGGGGUGCAUGAGCACCAUAGAAAUCAGUGGUAUUUAUCUCUCGUACUUUGAAAAUGCUGACAUCCCUACUAAAAAACCUCAAGAGGAGCAAUUUCUCAAAAUAUCGGCAAACCCUGCUCUUACUGGCUGUUUGCAGGUAGAUUUCUGCAGCUCUGACCCGUGUAUGCAUGGGGGGAUAUGUGAAGACUUUUACACUUCCUACCGCUGUGUAUGUCCCGAGGGAUGGACUGGCACCUACUGUGAAGUCAACAUUGAUGAGUGCUCUUCAAACCCCUGCAUCCACGGGAACUGCACAGAUGGGAUUGCCUCCCAUGAGUGCAGCUGUGAGCCUGGUUACAGUGGGGAGAACUGUGAGGAGGACAUAGACGACUGCCAUGACCACCAGUGCGUGAAUGGUGCCACCUGCGUUGAUGGGAUCAAUGGAUACUCCUGCCUGUGUGCUGCUAACUUCACAGGGAGGUUUUGCAGGUAUCGAAGAUUACCUUACACAGUGUGUGGGAACGAAGAGAGGAACCUCACGUGCUUCAACUACGGCAACUGCACCGACCUCGGCGGCGAGCUGAGCUGCAUGUGCCUGCCAGGGUUUGUGGGAGAACGGUGCGAGAAGGACAUUGAUGAGUGCAGCUCUGACCCAUGUCUGAACGGGGGCCUCUGCCAGAACCUGCUCAACAAGUUCCACUGCCUGUGCGACGUGAACUUUGCCGGUGACCGCUGUGAGAUCGAUCUGGCAGCUGACCUGCUCUCGAGCGUGUUCACGGCCAUCGGCUCGGUGACGCUGGCGCUGCUGGUGCUGCUGUCCCUGGCCAUGGCGGUGUCCGCCGUCACCGCCAGCAAACGGGCCACGCAGGGCACCUACAGCCCCAGCCGCCAGGAGAAGGAGGGCUCCCGCGUGGAGAUGUGGAACAUGGUGCAGCCACCGCCCAUGGAAAGACUGAUCUAGGAGACAGCGAAGCCGCUCCUCCAUCCUCAGGCAUGGCUGGAAGGGGACACUGUACAUAUGUUAGAUAUAUCCAUUUUCGUUCUGAUAAAUAUGACAAUGAUUUUUUCACUGCUUUCCUUUUAAGUUCAAUAGUGAACCAAUGACAUUAAUCAUUGCUUUGGACCAUCCAAGGACAAUUUUUAUUUGCACUGGAAACUCCAGCCUUGAUAAUCAGCAGUAGACAUUACAGACAGUAAUGGCUCCUGGGAUAAACGUAACGGCCUGUCCUGAACACCACACAGAAAACAGCUUCUCCUCUGGCUGCCUAGCAAUCACUGCUGCAGAAGAUGAUGCAGACAAAUCAACUAAGCCUGUACAAUAAAGACAUUGUAAUUCUCUUAUCAAAGGGUUUAGUACUAGAGCUGUGUCUCAGUGUAUCUUCUUUCAUCUGUUAAUCAGGGAUUAAAAGGAAGCUGUGUCAAAAACUCUCCAAAA
This is a messenger RNA of Motacilla alba alba, 5067 nucleotides long. It is a transcript of the gene CRB1, whose product is annotated as crumbs cell polarity complex component 1. Lineage: Eukaryota; Metazoa; Chordata; Aves; Passeriformes; Motacillidae. The record is from RefSeq and is a predicted model, not a curated record. Gene Ontology annotation, molecular function: Notch binding; calcium ion binding. Gene Ontology annotation, biological process: Notch signaling pathway. The transcript is spliced from 12 exons. Bases 376 to 4593 code for a protein of 1405 amino acids.